GUUGACGUUACCGUACUUGAAUCCCAAGAUAAUACCACCCCACCUCUUCCUUCCUUCCAAAAAUCCAAUACUCCAUUGUUAUUGCGCCCUCCGACAAAUGGGUUUCUCUUAUUUCUUUCUCUGGUUUCUCCUUCUAUUCCCUGCCAUGUUUCCUAACGUUCGUGCGUUCACGGGGACAUACGGGAUAAAUUAUGGCAGGAUCGCAGACAAUCUGCCUCCACCUGAAAGUGUGGUUACACUUCUCAAAGCAGCAAAGAUAAAGAAUGUUAAAAUCUAUGACGCUGAUCAAAGUGUCCUCAAGGCAUUUAAAGGGUCUGGAAUUGAAAUAGUGGUCGGCCUGGGGAAUGAGUACUUGAAAGACAUAAGCGUGAAUGAGGACCGUGCCAUGAAUUGGAUAAAAGAAAAUGUGCAGCCAUACCUUCCUGGAACUCAUAUUCGUGGCAUUGCCGUGGGAAAUGAAGUUUUGGGAAGUACUGAUGUAGAACUCUGGGAAGCUUUACUGGGUGCAGUAAAAAAUGUUUAUAGUGCGCUUUCUCGGCUGAAUUUGUCCGGUACAAUUCAGGUUAUAAGCCCUCAUUCAGAAGCUGUGUUUGGUAUUUCCUUCCCUCCCUCUUCAUGUGUUUUUAAGGAGAAUGUUCUUCAGUACAUGAAACCACUUCUGCAGUUCUUCUCACAGAUCGGUUCUCCAUUUUACAUAAAUGCCUACCCUUUUCUGGCUUACAUGAGUGAUCCUGAACAUAUUGAUAUUAACUAUGCCCUUUUCAAAUCUAAUCCUGGGGUUUAUGAUGCGAAGACUAAUCUGCACUACAAUAAUAUGUUUGAGGCUCAGAUUGAUGCUGCCUAUGUUGCUUUGGAAAAAGUUGGGUUCGACAAAAUGGAGGUUAUAGUCUCUGAAACAGGAUGGGCAUCUCGUGGGGAUGAAAAUGAAGCAGGGGCUACCUUAAAAAAUGCGAGGCAAUAUAAUUAUAGUUUGCGUAAAAAACUAGCCAAAAAGAAGGGAACUCCCUACAGGCCAAAGAUGGUGUUGAAGGCUUAUGUUUUUGCAUUGUUUAAUGAGAACUUGAAACCUGGUCCGACCUCUGAAAGGAACUUUGGACUCUUUAAAGCUGACGGGAGCAUUUCGUAUAGUAUUGGGUUCACGGGACUUGUACCUAGUUCUGCUGCCUCAGCCCAUCUCUCUCAAGGAUCUUGGGACUCAAGGAUGGGUUUGCUGCUUGUUCUCCUUGGUUUAUAUGGCUUGUGGUGCGGUGCUGCCUCUGAUUUCAUUGUGACAAUUCCUUGAAAGGCUUGCAUCUCUCGUAUUACUUGUUAUUUGUUAAUUUGAUUAUGAAGGGGUAGGCGGAAUAGUUCUUCAAAUUCUUGGUUUAGUACAGCUUCAUUGUAACACAAUUCAUUGUGUAUUCUUUUAUUAACCAUUAUUACAGUGUAAACUGUAAAGACUUGACCAAAAAUUGCUGAUUGUUUUUAUAAAUUAUUUUGGAAAC
Messenger RNA from Malania oleifera, 1484 nucleotides. Its product is annotated as glucan endo-1,3-beta-glucosidase 14. Gene Ontology annotation, biological process: carbohydrate metabolic process. Bases 98 to 1282 code for a protein of 394 amino acids. Gene Ontology annotation, cellular component: plasma membrane. The record is from RefSeq and is a predicted model, not a curated record. NCBI's taxonomy places the organism in Eukaryota, Viridiplantae, Streptophyta, Magnoliopsida, Santalales, Ximeniaceae. Gene Ontology annotation, molecular function: hydrolase activity, hydrolyzing O-glycosyl compounds. The transcript is spliced from 3 exons.